CAUUGAGGCUCUCUAAAAUGCAAGUCACCGAUUCUCUCUUGUUCAUCUACUUUCGUUUGUGCAUCAUCCCAACAUGGCCUCUAGUGGAAAGCUUGACGUAGAAGUUCACAUCAAGUCUUCUCCAGAAAAGUUCUGGGAUAGCAUUAGGAGCUCCACAACUCUCUUCCCCAAGGCCUUCCCUGACCAAUACAAGAGCAUUCAAGUACUUGAAGGCGAUGGCAAGGCUCCUGGUUCUAUUCGCCUCUUCAGUUAUGCUGAAGGUUCUCCGCUCGUUAAGGUAUCGAAGGAGAGGAUCGAUGCUGUAGAUGAAGCAACCAAGCACGUCGCUUACAGUGUGAUUGAUGGUGACCUUCUGAAAUACUACAAGACUUUCAAGGGCUUCAUAUCUGUUGGUUCAAAGGAAAAUGGUGAAAGCUUGGUGAAAUGGAGCUGUGAGUACGAGAAGGCGAGCGACGACGUUGAAGUCCCACAUGUGAUCAAGGAUUUUGUAGUAAAGAACUUCAAGGAGGUGGAUGAAUAUAUUCUGGAUCACAAGGCUUAGAAGCACCUAGCUCACCUCGAGUUAUAUAUAUAUAUAUGGGCAAAUGAAUAAUUUGACUACCAAUCCACUGGAUGGUUGGCCUCUUGCAAUUGUUUCCCAGAGAAGGAAAAUCAUGCUAAAUAAAUUAAAAUAAAAUAAUGUUUUAACCGCACACCAGUUCUUGUUGUGGGCUUAGGAGAUGGCUAUGGGUUGGGCUGUUCUGUUAACCCUGGAUGGGCUUUAUACUUAGAUGCCUUUUUAGACUUUUCAGGCAAUAUUUGCAUGUUGAAA
Molecule: messenger RNA, 811 nt
Organism: Manihot esculenta (cassava)
Lineage: Eukaryota; Viridiplantae; Streptophyta; Magnoliopsida; Malpighiales; Euphorbiaceae
Product: MLP-like protein 423
Exons: 2
Coding region: 74-541 (155 amino acids)
Biological process (GO): defense response; abscisic acid-activated signaling pathway
Molecular function (GO): protein phosphatase inhibitor activity; abscisic acid binding; signaling receptor activity
Source: RefSeq, a predicted model, not a curated record